AUGAAUCAGGUAAUGCAGUUUGUUGAAUCAAGUUGGCAGUUUGUGAAGGACUCAAUUCAGCUGGUUAGAGAUGCCCAAACCAAUAGAAAAGAAUUCUAGAAGAUUGUCAUGGCCACAGCCAUAGGAUUUGCUAUCAUGGGAUUCAUUGGCUUCUUUGUGAAACUGAUCCACAUCCCUAUUAAUAACAUUAUUGUGGGUGGCUGAGUGCUUUCUCUUCGUGGGAACUAGUGAACAAAUGAGAGUGUGAGCUCAUGAAGUAAAAAGUUGCCUGUAUACUUUGUGUUUUCCUUUCCUCCUCCCUAAGAGGUUUUCUAUUUCUAAAUUAAAAUAAUUGCAAAAUAAA
This is a messenger RNA of Peromyscus leucopus (white-footed mouse), 343 nucleotides long. RefSeq names its product protein transport protein Sec61 subunit gamma-like. The record is from RefSeq and is a predicted model, not a curated record. Lineage: Eukaryota; Metazoa; Chordata; Mammalia; Rodentia; Cricetidae. Gene Ontology annotation, biological process: post-translational protein targeting to membrane, translocation; protein targeting. Gene Ontology annotation, cellular component: Ssh1 translocon complex; membrane. Gene Ontology annotation, molecular function: transmembrane protein transporter activity.